Messenger RNA from Nomia melanderi (Alkali bee), 1625 nucleotides. RefSeq names its product tubulin-binding cofactor B (gene TBCB). Gene Ontology annotation, biological process: tubulin complex assembly; post-chaperonin tubulin folding pathway; cytoplasmic microtubule organization. NCBI's taxonomy places the organism in Eukaryota, Metazoa, Arthropoda, Insecta, Hymenoptera, Halictidae. Gene Ontology annotation, molecular function: alpha-tubulin binding; microtubule plus-end binding. Gene Ontology annotation, cellular component: microtubule plus-end; nucleus; cell cortex. The record is from RefSeq and is a predicted model, not a curated record.
CAAUCUGUAUUAUAGUAUAGGAAAAAGUAUAAAUAAUGUUUGUACAUAUUAAUACAAAUAAAAAUAACCCAGACUAAGACAGACAUUUAAAUGAGACUCGAGUACAUAUAAUUUAACAAAUUGUCAACACUAAUGUAUUAAAAACGAAAGCCUCGCUAUGAGUAAUUUUAUUUAAUUCCAUUUUAUUAUAUCAUGUCUUGUUAGACUGUAAUUAAGUAUUACAUGGUAUCAGGUUGAUAAUAUUCCAUAUAAAUAAUUUAUCGCAAAAUUAUGUACAUAAUUUUCUUAUUUGUAAUUUUAAUCACGUAAAAUAAUAUAAUAUCUACCAUAAGUAUUGUAAUUAAUAUUCUUCAAUAAAUAAAUUAUUUUAUAAAAUCUGUGUUUUAAGAUUGUAACCUAAAAAAACCUUAUCGUAUACGGAACGUAUAACUUGGAAGCCGAAUAAUAGCAAAUCGAUAUUUUUCUUUUCACUCAAGCAAAGAUGAGCGAUUACAGCAUAGUAACAUCAGAUUUUGUAAAUUUAUCUAUUACUAAUUCUAAUCAACAAUAUUAUGUAGAACGAAGAUUUCAAAAAGGUAUAACAAUAGAUGAAUUUAAGGGUAAAUUAGAGCUUGUUACCGGUGGUAAUCCAAAUACAAUGGUAGUUCAAGUUUUUGAUAAGAAUGAUAAAUUAAUUUGCACAUUGAAUGAUGGUCAACGACUUUUGGGAUCAUAUCCCAUUGAUGAUGGAAUGCGAAUACAUGUAAUUGAUAAUUUUUCACGUACUGAAGAAAAUUUGAAUGAUGUUGAAAAGUUUGAGAUAUCCGAAGAAGAAUAUGCUAAAAGGACAGACACUGUAAAAGCAUUCUUAGAAAAAAAUAAAUUAGGAAAAUAUAACAAGGAAAAAAUGGAAAGAAAAGCAGAAGAGAAAAGACAAGAAGAAGAAGCAGAAGCUGCAGCAGCUAAGUUAUGCCACGUUGGUGAUCGUUGUGAAGUUUCUGUACCAAACCAACCAACACGAAGAGCUUCUAUUAUGUAUGUUGGUAAAACAGAAUUUAAAGAAGGUUGGUGGGUUGGAGUAAAAUAUGAUGAACCACUUGGUAAAAAUGAUGGAACUGUCAAUGGUAAAAAAUAUUUCGAGUGUUUACCAAAAUAUGGUGGAUUUGUAAAACCAAUGCAUGUAAAAGUCGGAGAUUUUCCAGAAGAGGAAUUUGAUUUAAACGAAGAACUUUAAAAUACUAAAAUUAUUCUACUAAUUUUUUUCCAUAUUAAAAGCUACAACUCAUGAAUUCUCCAAAAUUAAUAAUAUUUAUUAUACACUGUAACAUUUAAUAUUUUCUUCGUUUUAUUAUGUCUGGUCUCCAAUUAACGGGAUGCGUUUCUUCCGUCUGAAAAUAUGGAUGAAAAAGAAUGUAAUUUCACUGUUUGAUUAUUGCACAAAUAAUUUGUGAUAAGUCAAUUAUUCUUACAGCUGUGUCAUCUUCUUUAUAAACUUUUAUUGUUUUAUCAGCUUCUGUUGUAAUCAUUCUGGUACCAGACAUGUCAAAUGUAAUACUAAAUACUCCAGCUUCACUAUCCAUUGAACCAGGUUGAACUGGUGCUUGUAAACGUUGAAAAUUAUACCUUAAAAUAAAUAGAAUUGUCAU